AUGCUUUCUCACAAGCUGCUGCUAUUCGCACUUUUGGUGACUGUGUACUGCGAGGAAGAAAAUUCUGAAGAACCAGAAGUCAUUCCUGUGGAGGGAGCUCCUGAGCAAGUAGACAUCUCCGGACAACUUGGACAAAGAGAAAAAGGAUUUCAAAACGAACUGAGUCCGCCCGCAAAAGCCAAGUUUAUCUACACAUACUUCAAGUGCUUGGAAAACUGCUUGAAGAGCGAAGAUUUGGUUAACGGAACUGGAAUCAUCAAGUAUUACAAUUGCCAAGUAUUUUGCAUGGAAGAAGAGCAGCAUGACGUAAAAGUCUGA
Cylicostephanus goldi is the source of this 318-nucleotide messenger RNA. NCBI's taxonomy places the organism in Eukaryota, Metazoa, Nematoda, Chromadorea, Rhabditida, Strongylidae. The record is from the annotation of a GenBank genome assembly.